CAGACCUAAAGCCCUGAACCCAAACCAUCUCCCGUCUCCCCCCCGCCGCCCCCGGCUCCCACCCAUGGCGCCCACCGGCAAGUCCAGCCCCGCCACCGACGCCGCCGCCUCCACGGCGGACCGCAAGCCGUGGCGGCGGCCGCAGAUGAAGUCGAAGGCGGCGGGGAAGAAGAAGGCGGCGCAGGCGGCGCACAACAAGAAGCCCAAGUCGGGCGGGUUCGAGUCGAUGGGGCUGUGCGAGGAGGUCUACCGCGGGGUGCGCCAUAAGGGCUACCGCGUGCCCACGCCCAUCCAGCGCAAGGCGAUGCCGCUCAUCCUCGCGGGGCUCGACGUCGCCGCCAUGGCCCGCACCGGGUCAGGGAAGACCGCCGCCUUCCUCGUGCCCAUGCUCCAGCGCCUCCGCCACCGCGACCCCGGCGCCGGCAUCCGCGCCCUCAUCCUCUCCCCCACCCGCGACCUCGCCACGCAGACGCUCAAGUUCACCCACCAGCUCGGCAAGUUCACCGAUCUAAAAACUGGCCUAAUUGUUGGCGGAGGUAGUAUGGAGAGUCAGUUUGAAGUAUUGGCUGAUAAUCCCGAUAUCGUAAUUGCAACACCUGGUAGGUUUGUGCACAUCUUGUCAAUGGUUGAUGACUUGUCACUGCGAUCAGUAGAAUAUGUUGUAUUUGAUGAAGCGGAUUCCCUCUUUAGCUUGGGGUUUGCCGAGCAAUUACACAAAAUUCUACACAAGUUGAGUGAUACAAGGCAAACAUUGCUUUUCAGUGCUACUAUGCCGAAAGCCCUUGCAGAGUUCGCAAAAGCUGGCUUGCGUGAUCCUCAAGUCAUAAGACUUGAUUUGGACAAAAAGAUCAGCCCUGAUCUGAAGCUUGCCUUUUUCACACUGCGUCAGGAAGAGAAACUAGCUGCUUUGCUGUAUUUGGUCCGGGAGCAUAUCAGCUCUGAGGAACAGACAAUGAUAUUUGUUUCAACGAAGUAUCAUGUAGAGUUCUUGAAUAUUCUUUUCAGAGAAGAGGGCUUAGAAGCUUCCCUUUCCUAUGGUGCCAUGGAUCAAGAAGCCCGCACUAUUCACAUUUCAAGAUUCAGGGCAAGGAAGACCAUGCUACUUAUAGUGACAGAUGUUGCUGCAAGGGGUUUGGAUAUUCCAUUGCUUGACAAUGUAGUGAACUGGGACUUUCCUGCUAAACCCAAGUUAUUUGUUCAUAGAGUUGGCCGAGUAGCUAGGCAAGGUAGAACUGGUACAGCAUUUACAUUUGUCACAUCAGAGGACAUGCCAUUUUUACUGGACCUACAUCUCUUUCUUUCAAAACCUCUUAGACCUGCUCCAACGGAGGAUGAACUGCUGAAAGACAUGGAUGGAAUGAAUUUAAAAAUCGACCAAUCUCUUGCUGAUGGUGAAACGAUAUAUGGCCGUUUUCCUCAGACAAUACUUGAUCUUUGCUCUGAUGGAGUAAAAGAAGUCAUCAGUGGAUGCACAGAUCUGAUUGCAUUGGAAAAGCCAUGCGCUAAUGCUUUCCGUUUGUAUCUGAAGACUCGCGCUAUGCCUUCAAAGGAAUCUGUCAGAAGGGCAAAAGAUUUGCCUCGUGAAGGUCUUCAUCCAAUUUUCAGAGAUGUUCUUAGACCUGAUGAAAUUUCAGCUAUUGCGUUCUCGGAUCGGCUGAAAUCAUUUCGGCCAAAGCAGACUAUUCUAGAGGCUGAAGGUGAAGCUGCUAGAUCAAGAAGUUCUAAAGGUAGCAGUCAAUGGCUGGAUGUGAUGAAGAAGAAAAGAGAAGUCCAUGAGGGGAUCAUAAAUUUGGUGCAUCAAAAGAAUUCUGGCGAUCUGGCAACAAAGGAAGAAGAGACAGAAAACAUUUCUAAUUGGGAGAAGAAAGAAGUUUGUGGUAAGAAGCGGAAGUCGCAGAGCUUUAGAGAUGAGGAUCACUACAUAAGUUCAGUGCCUCAAAACCAACAUUCAGAAGCUGGGUUGUCAGUAAAGGGAAAUGAAGGAUUUGUACAAGAUAGAUUGGAUGCUGCUGUCCUUGAUUUAGUUGAUGAUGAAACUUCUGGAAUGCAAGCCCAGAAAACUCGAUAUCACUGGAUGAAGAACAAGUUUGUCAAGUUGAAUAAUGGGGAUCGUGUCACUUCUACAGGAAAGAUUAAAACGGAAAGCAGUGCAAAGUUAAAGGCAAGUAAAGAUAUCUAUAAGAAAUGGCAGCAGAAGUCACAUAGAGCAAUCAGUUCUGGUGGAAACGAUGGUGCAGAAGGGGGCACAUCCACGCCAGCUGGCUAUCAAAGAGGAGGAAACAGAAGAUACCCUGCAGCUGGCCGCGGCCGUUCGUCUAUACCAAAUGCUGAUGUGCCAUCAGAGAUAAGAAAUCCCCAACAGAUGCGGAAGGGCAGGCAGGAAAAGGCGAUGCAAGAUCUGCGCUGGAAUGACAAAUCUGCAAAAGACGGUAAAUUUCCCGGAAAGUUCCAGAAAAACAGGAGGCCUAAUGGAUCUGGAAGGGAUGAUAAAUUCCAAGACAGCAGAUCCCAGAAGAACCGAAGACCAGAGGGGAAAGGGAAAGGGAAAGGGAAAGGAAAAGGGGGCGGAAAAGGCAACGCCAAAGGGUUUGGUAAAGGUAAAGGAAAAGGCAACCCCAAAGGGAGGGGUGCCAGGUGAUUAAUUUGUCCACAACGAAGAAAUAUUGUUGUAGAACCAACAGGAAAGAAGCAUGUGCCUCUGAUAUGACACGUGCUUGUUACUUGCCCUAGUCCGGGUCCCUGGUUUAAUGCAGUUUUGUUUCAGUUCUAUUGUGAUAGCCGGGGAAAUAACCAUGAUUUUUGCCAGAAAUGUAACCGCCUUUGUUGUGAUGAGAAGUACUUGCUCAUGGGUUUAAUCUGAUUCGCAUCCAA
Molecule: messenger RNA, 2871 nt
Organism: Hordeum vulgare subsp. vulgare (domesticated barley)
Lineage: Eukaryota; Viridiplantae; Streptophyta; Magnoliopsida; Poales; Poaceae
Product: DEAD-box ATP-dependent RNA helicase 29
Exons: 11
Coding region: 65-2638 (857 amino acids)
Cellular component (GO): nucleus
Molecular function (GO): RNA binding; RNA helicase activity; ATP binding
Source: RefSeq, a predicted model, not a curated record